Molecule: messenger RNA, 5068 nt
Organism: Orussus abietinus
Lineage: Eukaryota; Metazoa; Arthropoda; Insecta; Hymenoptera; Orussidae
Gene: mute
Product: GON-4-like protein
Exons: 16
Coding region: 519-4946 (1475 amino acids)
Biological process (GO): regulation of DNA-templated transcription
Cellular component (GO): nucleus
Molecular function (GO): transcription coregulator activity
Source: RefSeq, a predicted model, not a curated record
UCCGCAUCCUCCACCGGAGGGUAGCACAGGACGCGAUCAGACGCGAUUGGACGCGAUCGCGAAACCCUGCCUGACCCUGCAUGCACCUGCCCGUGUGCAAUCUCCCAACACAUCUUUGUUACAUACUUGCAUAUGAAUUAUUAAUAAAAGAACAGUUUUUAUCGAAGUCAUAUAAAGUGAGGGUAUAUUUGGUCCGGCAUGGUUUAUACGUUUGCUAGUUGAAGAACUCGGAAGUGAAAAUGUUUAUAUUUUUAAGAUAUUUUCUCUAAUUAUCCAAACCUUAAGGAACAAGUUUACUUGUAAUAAACAACUAAGUACAGUGGGAGCAUAUGAGAAUCACUUUGUGAGAUAAUUCGUGAAGAUUUGUCAUUUAGAUUACCAUAAAGUUUCAUCACAAACCUCCGUGUUUGCCAUGAAUUAAUGUAUUUUUAAGAUGAAUCAAUUAACACGCAGUAAAAGAUUUCUUAUUAACUGGACGAGCUUCUGUUAAAAUUGAUUUAAAACAUAUAUUGUCCAAAAUGGAUUUAUUUAAUAUCAGGAAGAAAGAAAGAGGAAAACAAUCAAAUGGUUUGAAUAAUCUGUCAUUUUCGUUCAACUUAGACUUUGAAAAUAUGAAAACUGACGAUUCCUCGGAUUCGGAAAGUACAGAAUUGCAAAUAGAUAUAUCCGAAGUAGACAACUGUGAGCCUCCUACUAGGCACAAAAGAGAUACAAUGGAUGAAAUAACGGUACUAAAUGAGAUGGAAGAGGAAAUCGAAAGACAACUGGAUGCAAAGGCCGCCAAAACUAAUUUAACUGCCACAAAUGUAAAGAACAUUUUAAAACAUGUUAUUACAAAUGAACAUGUAAUGGCUAUGGUGCAAAAGAGGUUACACAAUUCGGAUGAUGACAUAAUAUUUGAACCCAAGCUUACCCGAGCAAAAGCAAAGGAAUUGGCCAUGACUCAACCCGAUAUACCGUGGCCAAUGACUCCUGUUAAAAAAACAGCACCAUCCGAGGUACAAGUAUUAAUCGAAGAAGAGCUUUCUGAAGAUUCAUCGGAUGAGGAAUACAAUCCAGAUCAGGAUCAGCAAAGCGACGAUGAGAGGGAGGCCGAAACCUCGGUUGGCAGUGACGCGGAGUCACAGCCAUCCACUCCAGCUACUUCUAUGGGUCAGAGUACAUCUUCUGAACAGUUAAAAGUGUCAGAUACACGGUAUGAUUCUGAUGGAAUUUUUAAAAUUCCAAGCAUUACAAUUACCAAUACCGUUUCCAGCAUUCCUCUUGUACCAACUGAAGAAGAGAGUAUUGGGCAAAGGACACGGUCUAAAUUGUGUUUAAGCGAAACCCCAUUAGAGCACAUUGAACAAGCAUUUGUGCCUCCUGAUAUCACGACAGAUAUGUAUGACUGGGACUGUGAUAACGACGAAGAUUGGGAUAACUUUUUAAAAGAAUUCACACAGCCCCUUGCCCAAGAACCUGUCGCCGAAGAUGAUCCUGACGCUGAUCCUGAGUAUAACAUUUUGGAGGAUGAAGAAACGGAAUUACUUGACAAAGAAGAACUGCGAAUGGAUAGGGCUGUCAAAGUUACUCGUAGGGAAUUGAAUAAUUUAGUUGCCGAACUCUUUGAAUUUGCUGAUAUGUUCUCUAAAGAGGAACAAGAGAUUCCCAGAAAGAAGAAAAAUUCCGAUACUUUGGUCUCAUCUAUGGAAAGUACAUCAAUGAACAAUUCAAUGGUAGAUCUUCUACCUGCUUUAGCCGAACGUGAAUUACCAAAAUUGGUAAAUGUCGAACAGCGCUUUUUGUUGGCGACUCAAUUUCGUCAGCACGUACAACUUAUGACGCAACAUUUUGCGAUGACGUAUAUGCAUCCAGAGUUUCAUUCUCAGUCAACAACGUGCAAGCAAAAUUUACACAGUAUACGAUAUUUGAGCAACGGUUCAAAUUCUGCGUUCAAUGUUGAAAAUUUGCCGGAUGCUUUGGCAUUAGUUGCUGCUUGGGAAAAGAAAUUUUUGGACCCAAAAUUCAAAGCGGAAUAUAUAGAUAUGAUUGAAGAUGAAGACGGAAUUGGAAAAGUUUAUGCCAAUUACAGCUGUAAAUAUAUUCCCAAGUUCCACCCGGAACUGGAGAAACUCCUUAUGGAGUGUAAGGCUCUAAUAUAUCCGCAGCUUUUACCAGAAAUGCCGCCUAGAUGUAACUUACAUAAGUGUGUGAGGUUAGCGUAUUUAAAAUCGGAAGAAAACCUGAUUGCACUGGGUUUGGAACAAUUUCUACCUUUUGUAGCAUCCAAGAAUAGCAAAUUCAAAACAAAUACAACACAGCUCAGAGAUGCUGUGCAUUUGAUUAUGCAAUAUUUAUUGCCUACUAGAGAAAUGAAUGGCAUACUUUUCCAAAUUAAGAAAUGCCGUUCUUCCGCACAAGAAAAUCCAAUUAAGUAUUAUUAUGAGACUGGAUCUGCACCCAGAACCGUACAUUAUAUUACACGUGAUUGCCAAUUGCGUGCCCCUAAGGAUCAAUCACUUCAGUGUUUAUCACGUAAAUGGCAAGACUGUCUCAAUGGAGUGAAACAAGAUGAAUGUUCUACAAGAUACAAAAAAUAUGCGGGACUUUAUAGAGAUUUAAAAGAAGAACGAAAUUAUGCCGCUAACCGGCUAGAUCCUAUUCGCAUCGAUAGGAAUUUACGUAAUCCAAUAGUAAAUAUGUUGUCCAAUACAGUGUCUCUGAAAAAAAAUCGUAUAGUUAACAAUAGCGGGAAGAAAAAUGUUGCCGAAAACGUCCAGAAACAAGAACCGUCGGAUACUAAAGAGUCAACAAUAAAUCAAAAUUCCGUGACGGCGAUGAAAUGUUUAAAGAAUGAUAUGAAAUUCGAAACUUGUCAUUCAUCUGUAGAAAGCUUAUCGUCGAACUGUAAUAAAAUUUAUCAGAAAAAAGACAAUGUUACGACGACAGAAGUGGAAAGGAAAACGAUUGGUAGUAAAUCAGAUGAACCGAUAGAUGUUACGAGAAUACCCCAAUUAAGAAAAACUACUGCGCGGUUGGCGAAGAUUCAAAAUGCACAAAAUACGAAAAUGACGGCCCCAAUUCCUAAUUCGAAAGACUUAUCUUUAACCUGUAGUCCAUUAAGGUCUUCAGAUAAGUGCGGAUCGCCUAAAGACAUUGAAGAAUCGUCUACUUCGUCAAAAGGAGAUAACGAAGAUGAAAUAGCUGAGUUAAUGCUAGCCAGUACGACAAUAAAGAAAGAUACGGCCAGUAGAAGGAAAGCUAAACAGGCUCGGGAAUUAGAAAAUAUAAAAAGGUUGUUGGAAGCUGAAAGCGAUUUAAGUCAGGAAGAUAAAGCAACAAAAUUUGCAGCAUCAUACUUCCAAAAAUUACAUUUGACGUUGGAAUCUACGAAUCCAGAUACUUUUAAAGCUGUGAUAAAGACAUAUUUAGACUAUAACGACAAGCUUGAUGCUAUUAAUCAAGUGGACAUUGAGGAAUUUCCUCAUGACGAAUCGGAUGCAUUAGGAAAGGAUUCGAAACGAGUAAACAGCAGUGUCAUAAAAGACAAACUAGCCAUUGAUCUCUAUAAGGAAAUUUGUGAAAAAUUAGUAGGCUAUCCAGAAAUGUGCACGGAUUGCUUACUUUUCUUAACGCCGCAUCAGGCUGCUCUAAUCGACAAGUCCGUCGAGCAUUUGAUGUUGCAAAAAAUGAGCGAAUUUGUGAAUGUUGCUCAAAUAUAUUUCGCCAAACAACCUUCUCGCCUUGCUAAAGUAAUGCAGGCAAUUACUCAAUUGGCUUCCGAUCCGUAUGUAACAUUGGAAAAAGCAUACGCGGUGAUGGGUCCGGUAUUAAAGGGCCACCCUCUCGUGAUGGAUAUGUUUUUACAGGUACUUCCCAAUGGAAAACCACCGGAAAGUUUGUUCGCGUCGCAUUUGUUUGAGAACUUAACUUGUCCUUUGGGACCUCACGAUAAGAAUAAAGUGUAUACAGAAGAUGCACCCGAAUUAUAUGAAACCGUUGAAAUGUCUGCACCGACAUCCCAGGACGAUCCCUACGGCGGGGAAAACUGUAAAUGCGAAUGCCACACCUUAGACAACCCAAGUUUAAAAAUUGGAAACGAACACUGCGUAUCGUGUGGUACCAGGUUUCUGAAUGGCAGAAUUUAUUUACAAACCUCGGAAGGAUUGAGGCCUGCCAAAGUCACAUUUCCUGGGGACGACGAGGAGAGGUUGGAAAACAUCGCCCGUGUUUCGAUGAAGACGACAGAGAGAAUUCUUCCAGUUUCCUCGACCAGACGGCGUAGAAAAUCAUUGAAGAAUGAAACCAGUCUUGAAGAUUCGAAACAGUUGACAUUAAAGCAUUCCCCGACUAAAGACAGUGACGAUGGCGACAGAAGUAUACCUAGAUCGAGAAAAGGUGCCAAAUCGCCGCCGAAAGCUUGCGAACAGAGGAAAUCUACUAAAACUACAGAUACAACCGAUCAAAGCAAAAAUUCUAGUAUUACUGCUAAUAAGAAAAUAUCCUCCCCAAUAAAAGUAAAACGCGAAAAAAGGAUCGAAAAAAGGGAAACGAGAGUAGAAGCGGUGAGCGGUGCUAGUUGUGAAGUAAGGUAUAGCGAUCAUCCACAAGUCAAUGAAGAUACAUCUAAAGCAUUGGACAACGAUGAAAAGGAUGUUGGACAGCUUAGAGAAAGCAUGAAUUAUGAUUCCCCAUUAACCGAACCUGAUGAAACUGAAGGAAAUGUUAGUCUAGAAAAAAUGGACAUUUCCUGUGACUCGGAUAAUGCUGAAUUUCUUGAAAUUCAAAGUGAAACUCUCGUUCGACCUUGGACUAGGCAGGAAGAUAUGAUACUUUUGCAAAGUAUCCAAAGAGAGUACUCGGAUGAUACAUUUCUGGAAGUAACCAAAAUGCUGGAGAAUCGAACCAUUAAACAGGUCAAAGAACGUGCUGAGACUUUACUUUCAUUGUUGGAAAAGGCAAUGUAAAAGAGUAAGAUUAUAAAAAUUGUUAAAUAAACUCGCUUAAAAAUGAAACUUUGUUACGGUAGCAGCUGACCAACGUUCAUAUUUACUUUGUAUCAGACAAUAUUUGUGCAUACACUGGUAGA